AUGGUUGUUGUUAGAUACCGCAUACGACGUUCGAAAGACGAGGCAGCAGCGGACAAACAAACAGCGUCAGGCAAAGGCUCUGGUGGCCAAGGUUCCAAAGACUCUGGAGUAGUUAAGAGGACAGAGAGAAGAUCGAGAAAUGGGUGUCUAACCUGUCGCUCUCGGAAAAAGAAGUGUGAUGAAAGAAAACCUUUGUGUACCAGCUGUCGCCGAAAUAUGCUGCCGUGCCGAUGGUUGGAUAUAGAAACGGCAGCUCUUACUUCUAUUUCCUCACAUGGUGAUAUCCUAGACUCUGAACCACCAGAUAGGUUCCUAAACUGCACUCUAGAGAAUUGGAAGUGUGAAUACGAAGUGGUGGGCGAUUAUUGGUUCUUUUCGCUACCGCGCAAAGAGAAAAUAUUCGAAUAUACAGUAAUACUGGAAAAAGAUAACACGCUUUGGAGACUUCGUGCAGAUGAACCACUAAAGCAACCUUUGAGUAAGUUUCCGACUCAUGGACAGCUUGAUAAAAAAAGUAGCUUUGGCGCAGGCGCCCGUUCUGGUAAGUUACUAAAAUUUCACCUAGGUUCAGAAAGACCAACAACUGAUACAAAUUACUUGCUAGCUUCAAUGGGCCUACCUAUGCAAAACGGGGAGCUUUUCAUGCUGUAA
This is a messenger RNA of Eremothecium sinecaudum, 651 nucleotides long. RefSeq names its product Zn(II)2Cys6 transcription factor domain-containing protein. The transcript has a single exon. Bases 1 to 651 code for a protein of 216 amino acids. Gene Ontology annotation, molecular function: zinc ion binding; DNA-binding transcription factor activity, RNA polymerase II-specific. The record is from RefSeq and is a predicted model, not a curated record. Lineage: Eukaryota; Fungi; Ascomycota; Saccharomycetes; Saccharomycetales; Saccharomycetaceae. Gene Ontology annotation, biological process: regulation of transcription by RNA polymerase II.